Messenger RNA from Miscanthus lutarioriparius, 1044 nucleotides. The record is from the annotation of a GenBank genome assembly. Lineage: Eukaryota; Viridiplantae; Streptophyta; Magnoliopsida; Poales; Poaceae.
AUGGCUUCAAUCAAUAUAGUUCUUGGUGCAAUUUUCAUUGCUUCCUUCUACUUAUCUGGCUCCCUUGCCUUCCCUCCUGGUCACCAUGAGGGAGCCCAUCCAAUUGGAAAUGGCCCAAUCUCAGGUCUUUCUACAGAUUACUACAAGUUCACAUGCCCACAAGCUGAUGAGAUUGUGGUGCCCAUACUAAAGAAGGCUAUCGCAAAGGAACCACGGAUAGCUGCUUCCCUUCUCAGGCUCCUGUUUCAUGACUGCUUUGUUCAGGGAUGUGAUGCAUCAGUUCUUUUGGAUGACACUGAGGAAGUUGUAAGUGAGAAAAACGCUAUUCCCAAUAAGAAUUCUAUUAGGGGAUUUGAGGUUAUAGACGAGAUCAAAGCUGCACUUGAGGAAGCAUGUCCGAAUACAGUGUCUUGUGCUGACACUAUCGCCCUAGCAGCCAGAGGUUCAACAGUACUGAGUGGUGGACCAUAUUGGGAACUUCCAUUAGGAAGGAGGGACUCAAAGACAGCAAACAUGAAGCUAGCAAACAAGAACCUUCCUCCACCAAAUGCAACACUACACCGUCUUAUCAAGUUCUUCCAAAGGCAAGGACUGGACAAGGUGGACCUUGUUGCACUAUCAGGAAGCCACACCAUUGGAAAGGCCAGAUGUGUGAGUUUCAAACAACGGCUCUACAAUCAGCACAGAGAUAACAGACCAGAAAACACGCUAGAAAAAAGUUUCUAUCACACAUUGGCAUUGGCGUGCCCACGCACUGGUGGUGAUGACAACAUAAGGUCACUAGAUUUUGUCAGCCCUUCACAAUUUGACAAUAGCUAUUAUAAGCUGAUAUUGGAGGGAAAAGGGCUCCUUAAUUCAGAUGAAGUUUUGUGGACAGGAAAAGACCCCGAAAUAGCAGGUCUAGUUAAAAGUUAUGCAGAAAACAAGCCACUAUUCUUUGAACAUUAUGUGAAUUCAAUAAUCAAAAUGGGGAACAUAAAUCCCCUCAUGGGUUACAAUGGAGAAAUCCGCAAGAACUGCCAUAGGGUUAAUCAGGAGAUCUAG